AUGACGUACAAUCUCUCCUAUCCUGGUCAGCGAUGUAUUAUCGAGUUUCUUGAGGCGAAUAAAAGAAUUCGUCUCGUCUCCCGCAGCCCAGCUCUCCAACAAGCGGAAAAGUCGAUACCAUUCAAUUUGAACCAUGUUCAUAUUGCUUCGGAUGCUUUGACAUUGAACAAUAUCAGUAUGGUAAUUAUCCCUACAACAGAACAAAUCCCUGAGAACGACCCUCGAUAUGAGAGUAGACCUGCCGAGGUUAGAAUGCAACUUGGAUUUAUCAGAUCAGGACACUCUGACUCAGUAUGGCACCGCAAGUUUAAAGAAGUUGUUUUCUUUAGAAAUAGAGAACGGAUUGCUAGCAGACCUAUCCCUGAGAACGUAAAGGAUUACAUAGCACUAGAAAAGUUGAACCAGAUUAUGUUGGGAGGAAGGAAGGAUAUUCGAGUGAAUACGCUGGAAUUGCAAACUUACGGUUCUCGAGUUAUUCUUCGGUUACCUGAAGGGUUGAAUUUACGGAUUAACGGACUUGACACAAAUACAGUAGACUUCAAAUACUACCUUCCGCUCAUCGAUGCAUCUAGUUUUCCGCUGAAGAAACUGAAAAUCCCUUUCCUUGGAUCAGAAGCCUUUGAACAUCCAAUUGUUCAAAAUUCUGACUGUUUAACCAUUAACGAACUACUUUUAAUCAAUGAUACUAUUCCAUUAAAUGAUAUAAGAAAGCUCACCAAUAAAACUGUUGUAAUUCAGCACAGUAAAAUGAGAAUAGAAGAGAUGAUGACACUCAUCAGAAAUUGGUUGAGUGGCGAGAAGUCGAUUGGAACAACUUUAAUGUUGGAGAAGUAUUUCGUGCCGAUUAAUCAGGCAAUAUUCAGGUCUAUCAAGGAAACAUAUGAGGAGUUUGAAGAUGACUUGGAAAAUGUUGAAGAGAAUUUCCUUCCAAACUGUCCUCGCUUUUGUAUUCCUAUCAACAAUAUGUCAAAUCUUUUGGUUUAUGGAGUCGACAGAGGAAUUGUUAACAACAAUCGGCCAGCUUCAGCAUUUGUUAUGAAAGUAGUUGCGACGAAUCCAGAAGUGAUUCCAGGCAAUUGUCAAUUCGAGGAUGGUGCCCCACUUAUUCUCCCGUCUAUGAUCUUUGUAUUGUUUGCCUUCUCAUAUUUCUGUGCUCCGAGCACUAGUCCAUGA
Messenger RNA from Caenorhabditis remanei, 1173 nucleotides. RefSeq lists its product as uncharacterized. The record is from RefSeq and is a predicted model, not a curated record. The coding region runs from base 1 to 1173 and encodes 390 amino acids. Lineage: Eukaryota; Metazoa; Nematoda; Chromadorea; Rhabditida; Rhabditidae. The transcript has 3 exons.